Molecule: messenger RNA, 1356 nt
Organism: Sinocyclocheilus grahami
Lineage: Eukaryota; Metazoa; Chordata; Actinopteri; Cypriniformes; Cyprinidae
Product: potassium channel subfamily K member 1-like
Exons: 5
Coding region: 1-1356 (451 amino acids)
Biological process (GO): stabilization of membrane potential; potassium ion transmembrane transport
Cellular component (GO): plasma membrane
Molecular function (GO): outward rectifier potassium channel activity; potassium ion leak channel activity
Source: RefSeq, a predicted model, not a curated record
AUGGCGCAGUCCAGAGGCAAUGUGACUCCAGGAGAAUGGGGACCCUACAUCCUCAUACGGUUCAAGAAAUUUGAUCUGUCUUCGGGAAGGCAGAGCCCUGCUUCCUCAGGUCAUCAAACAGGUCAGGGAGAAGAAAUUCUUAGUUCUCUUGGUGGCCCCACACUGGAGGAACCAGGCUUGGUUCCCCGAGUUAGUGCAGCUCUCAGUAGCUGCCCGUGGCCGAUACCACUGAGAUUAGAUCUUCUCUCGCAGGCGAAAGCAUCGGUCAAGAGAGUGGGUGACUUACAAGCACUGUCAAUCAGUGCUUCCUGUCUGGAGUUUGGGCCUAGUGACUGUAAAGCUGUCCUCAAGCCUAGACAUGGAUACGUUCCAAAGGUGUUCUCAACUCCGUUCAGAGCCCAAGUUAUUACCCUGCUGGCGCUCCCCGCUGCAGAUGGUGAGCAGGUUAUCUGCCCUGUCAGGGCCCUGAGAAUAUAUCUUGAACACUCCAGCCUGUUCAGACAGUCGGAGCAGCUUUUCGUUUUCUUUGGAGGUCGCUCUAAGGGGUUGCCGGUUACAAAGCAAAGACUGUCCCGCUGGAUAAUUGAUGCUAUAGCCUUGGCUUAUGCCUCAGAAGGUUAUGGCACCACUGUGCCUCUUUCGGAUGAGGGCCGUUUGUUUUGUGUUGUGUACUGUCUUGUGGGAAUCCCCUUCACCCUGCUGUUGCUGUCCAGCCUCACUCAUGCCCUCCUGCCCUGGGUAACACACACCCCUAUUCACAACCUUCAAGUCUUCUGGGGACUGUCUCGCAACCAUGCAGCGUUGCUGCACUGCAGCCUUCUGGCCUUUUGCACAGCGACAUUGUUCUUUCUUCUGCCUGCUGGUGCCCUCUGCCUGCUGGAGAACGACUGGAAUUACCUGGAGUCGCUAUAUUUUUGUUUUAUCUCACUUAGCACCACAGGACUUGUUGACUAUCUGCCCGGCAGGACACAAAGCCGAGCAGCACGUCAGUGGCUGGAGUUUGCAACCUCCUGUUACCUGAUGGUUGGACUGAUUGUCUUGCUUGUGGUUAUGGAAAGUUGCUGGGAACUGCAGCAGGUUCAAGCCAUCAUGCAUUUUUUCGCUGGACCGCGGCAGGGUGAGCUGAAGGGGGUGGGUUUGGAUGAGCUUGUGCUCAGUGGAGACAUGACAGGUGCAGAGGAGGAACCUCAUUACACCCUUCCUAUAUCCACCAUCUCCCCUGCUUUCACAGACUCACCUGCCACUCCAACAAUAGAGCUGCCACCAGUCUUUGACCUGACACCCAUAGCAGCCACCAAAGAAAAUAUUCCCCCUUCACUAAAACCAGAUCUGUGUCAAUCCACUUCCACUUCAUAA